CAUAAGAAUAACUUUCAACCCAGCAGAAUGACUGAAAGGCUACCUUUCCAGAGCUUGCAAGUUGCUCCAAGCCUCAGACCAGGUUGAAGUGUACACUUGAAAUUUCAAGGAAUCGCCAACACAGCCCAAGUUUACUAUGUCGACCACCAAAUCUCUCCGCAUCACCAUCUUGGGUGGCGGUAUAGCCGGCCUGACAACAGCGUUAUCCCUCACGAAGUUCGCCCCCCCCGACUCUCCACCACCUUUUAUCACAAUCUACGAAAUCCGCCCCCAACCCGCAACGAUCGGCGGCGCUGUAAACCUGACUCCUAAUGCACUCCGUCUCCUCUCCCAUCUAGGCGCCCUCCAGGAAAUCUGCUCCUCAAACUACGGCGCUGAAUGUCCCGCCGUCGAAGUCUUCGACAUCUACUCCGGCACCAAGAUCGCAGAAUCCAGUUUCCGCGGCCCAGAUGGCAAAGGACUCGGCACACCCCCCUUCACAGCGCUCCGCAUAACGCGCGGAGAAGCUCUACAAGGCGUCCUGGCCGCAAUCGCCAAACACCCCAACAUCACCCUCACAUGCGGCAAAAAGACGACCAAUAUUCACGAAACAGAAACAGAUGUGACCCUCACCUUCGCCGACGGCACUUCCUCGACCUCAGACAUCCUAAUCGGCUGCGACGGCAUCCACAGCGUCACACGCCUGACCCAUGUCGAGCCCUCACGGACAGCAACAUACUCCGGUAUCUGCAACGCCUUCGGCUUUGCCCCGCUCAGACCGCAUCAAAAACCACACUUCGAAGCCUCAGGCAUGAACUUCGCGCGCGGCGGCAUGCUGCUAACCUCCUAUCACAGCUCUUCCAAAGACUCGAUCUACGUCGGCGCGCUGAUGCAAGUCCCUGACGACGGUCUGCAGUCGCGCGACGGGUGGAAGGCAAGGGGUGCGGAUGCGGAGAAGACGCGGCAGGAUAUGCUGCAGAGGUAUGCCGGCGCGAAGGAACCAGCGAUUGAGGAGUGGAUCAAGGAUGCACAGGAUUUGUACUUGUGGCCUGUUUUUACGCUAAGCAAGCAGGGGAAGUGGGCGACGGAGAGGGUUAUGCUGAUUGGGGAUUCGGCGCAUGCUAUGCCGCCGCAGGGAGAGAGCACGGGGAUUGUGUUUGAGGAUGGGGUGUUGUUUUCGAGGGUGCUGGCGAGGUGGAUGGAGAAGAGUGGGAAUGGAAGUGAUGGAACACCUGUCAACGAGGCGUUUGAUGCGUAUGAGACAUUGAGGCGGGCGAGGAUUGAGACGGCAUGGGAUGAAAGCCAGAGUGUGGUCAAGACGGUGCAGGAGGUGGGGUGGUUGGGGCACCGGCUCAAGAUGAAUAUUGUGCCGUGGUAUUUGUGGUGGACGAGAGGGUAUCGGGAGAAGCAUUUUGUGGAGGAUGUUACGACUUGUGAGAUUGGGUAUUGAUCGAGAUAGUAUCCUUGGAUAUGAUGGUUACUUCAUUGAGAACCUUUGUCGGGAC
Molecule: messenger RNA, 1484 nt
Organism: Macroventuria anomochaeta
Lineage: Eukaryota; Fungi; Ascomycota; Dothideomycetes; Pleosporales; Didymellaceae
Product: FAD/NAD(P)-binding domain-containing protein
Exons: 1
Coding region: 137-1429 (430 amino acids)
Molecular function (GO): monooxygenase activity; FAD binding
Source: RefSeq, a predicted model, not a curated record